This is a messenger RNA of Chilo suppressalis (striped riceborer), 1982 nucleotides long. The record is from the annotation of a GenBank genome assembly. Lineage: Eukaryota; Metazoa; Arthropoda; Insecta; Lepidoptera; Crambidae.
AUGUCGGAGAGCGCGGGCUCAGGGCGUCCGGCCGUCGCGUCGCCGGACGUCCGCGGCUGCCGGGAUCUCGUCGCGCCCGGGCGGCUGUUCAUCGUGACAGUCUCUUCAUCGCCGCUUCGCCUUAAUCGUGGUUAUGAUUCACGGAUUACGCUGAGCGGUGUAACUUACGCAACGGGCGUCGAACUGAGCUACGACCGCGGUAGUCUGAAUGCGGUGGUGCGAGCGGGAUGCGUGUCAGUUAUAAGGGAGAGUCCAGAGCAGCGCGCGCUCAGUGUGCCCGAGUGUCCCGUGUUGCGUGUGCGCACUCCCUCGUGUAUCGUAAGACGCAGAUACCCGCCAACCACCUCCAACAUGCAGCUUGUUCUAGCAACUUGCCUCCUGCUCUUCGCAGCCACCUUCGGCCCGUCUGCAGCCCAGAGGAUAACGACCAUCCAGUUAGAUGGCGUCCAGUACUUUAUCUCGCGGAUGAAUCCCUACAGCCCGGAGCUCAACUACUUCCUAGCCUAUCAGUAUUGCAGAUCGUUAGGUCUCCAACUGGCGUCGUUCGAGACGAAAGAAAAGGCAGACUCCAUAACGACGUAUCUAACUAAUGCAGGUUACAACAAAUACGACUUCUGGACGUCGGGUAACAACCUAGGCACUGACAUGUACCUGUGGAUGAGCACGGGGCUACCGUUCAACGCCACAUUCAACUACAUGCGGCGCGUGGCGAUGGACGCGCCCGCCAUGCACCCUGACGACAGUAUCGACCCGCUCGACAUGCCGCAGGGCAGCACGGCGCCCCAGCGCACCGCUAGGCAUGGUCGGUAUUCCAGGACUGAACACGUGAUGACGAACGGCUGCGUCGCCCUCAAAGCGCCCACAUUCCACUGGGAGCCGCAGCACUGCGGAGAGAUCAAGGACUUCAUCUGCGAGCAGACGCGUUGCUACUACUACAACUAUGGCUCCAUCCCCGUGUCUUCCGCGCAGGGAAAGCCGCUCUCGUUGACGACCACAACCACCGCGCACCCGCUCACAUCUUCGUCACCUCCGCCACCGAUCAACGAGCACCUGCCUACACACUUCACACUGAACGACCUCAUCGGAAAGAUGCGCCCCUCGUCUCUCGACGGCUUGGAGUCUCCUCACCUAAAGUCGGGUGCACUUCUCAAGUCGAAUCCGCAGAUUGAUUCUCACUACUCGCGGGCUUCGGAUGCGCAUGCUCGUGAUCAUGAUCAUGAGGAGAAGGAAGAGCCUACGCAAGGCCCGUAUGAGGACGACGAGGGAAUGAUGGUUGGCGAUGAUCCUGCAGCAUAUUUGGCGAAGGAGGCGCGCGAGGCUCCAGUUGAAGACCCAUCAACUGCCGAACCGGACGCUACAGAACAUUCCGUCCACGCCAGCGGCAUGCUGGCACCUCCCGCCUAUUAGCGUCCAUAACGGCAUAAGCUUUAGUGUUCUAUCCUUAUGACAAUUAGGUAUUGCGACUACCAAAAGUAUUAUUUUUGUAUAACACAGACACUCAAGGGUGCUUAAGAUUAGGAGCUUGCGUGCAGUGGGUGCAUUUGGUUAAAUCGAUAUAUGCAAAUGGUUUUGUAAUUUUUGAGUUCAUCAACGAAAGAUUGUUAUUAUUGGUGAUCUUCGAUGGUUUCUUUGGGGCAAUAUCAAACGUGAAGGUGCUGGCGACUCGCCGUAAGCGACUUGCCUCCGUCUUCAAAAAACGGUGAAUAUCACAAAAUGACUAUUCUACAAAACUUAGGUACCUAAACUUCGCUAGGAUAGUUAAGCCGAGUUUUAGAUCUCUCUGUUUCCGUUUAAACCGUAAUGUAUUAAUGUAAUUUAAGAAAAUUAUGCAGAUAAUUAUUUUUCGGGACAUAUCACUGGAAAUAGAACUAUAAAAUAGUGUUUAUAUGCGUGACAUACCUAGGUAAGUGUAUUAAGUUGAAUCUCAAGAAUUUAAAGAUAGUGAUGUAGCGAAGGAAAUAAAGUUUAAACUUUGUAAAAUU